AUGCUUUGUUACGUAAUAUCACCAACCGAAGACAGCACAAAGUACAAGCAGUGUAGGGGGCAGAAAGGAAUUGGCCUUGUGGCAAUUGGCAAAAUGGCAGAACGGCAAUUGGCAGAAUGGCAGAAGUCGGCAAAAUGGAUUAGCACGGCUAAACCUUCCAACACCUCAAGCAACUCGGCCUCGAUUGAAAGUCAGUCCGGCAUGGCACGGCGGAGUUUCAAAACAUGCCUGCUACUCGCCAACGUGUUCGUCAUUCUGCACGACUUCGAGCCAACGCUCAAGAUUCUAUUCUAUUUGGAGGGGAAGAAAAAGAUGGUGGAUGCUGAUGAUAACCCCACGAGCAAGGACAAAGGGGAUGUCCACGGUGCCAUCGCCAAGCUCCUUUUUGCGAAUCACAUCAAGUAUGGCGCCGCAUACCAUCAAAAUCAGAAGAAAUUUCGCAAUUCAGUCUCCAACCAGAUCUCAGUACUCAGAACAAAAUAUAAGAGGCACAAUGUCGGAAAUUUCCCCGCGUGCCUUCGAAUUCAAUUUAAGACAUUUUAA
This is a messenger RNA of Suillus subalutaceus, 543 nucleotides long. RefSeq lists its product as uncharacterized. NCBI's taxonomy places the organism in Eukaryota, Fungi, Basidiomycota, Agaricomycetes, Boletales, Suillaceae. The record is from RefSeq and is a predicted model, not a curated record. Bases 1 to 543 code for a protein of 180 amino acids. The transcript has 4 exons.